Molecule: messenger RNA, 768 nt
Organism: Phoenix dactylifera (date palm)
Lineage: Eukaryota; Viridiplantae; Streptophyta; Magnoliopsida; Arecales; Arecaceae
Source: RefSeq, a predicted model, not a curated record
AUGCGGGAAUCAGAACUUCGGCACCACUCCAAGAAAUACUAUCGCUUCCACCGAGACCACAGCCACGACACAAAUGAAUGUUUUCGACUUCGGGACAAGAUCGAAGCACUCAUUCGCUGUGGGGUCUUCAACCAGUUCGUGCAGAACCAGCAUGAUGAAAGAAGGUCGGUGAAGAAUGUUGCACCCCCCGAAGGUCCAAAUGACAACAUGCCUAUCGCUGGCACCAUCAACACCAUCAGAAGAGGCCCAACCGAAAGAAGCUCUGCUGGAGAAUCGACUGAGAGAAGGACCCCUUCGAAGCAUCAAUGCACUUAUGAAGUCAUCUUGUUCUCGAACGAGGACUUAAAAGGAGUUGAGACUCUUCACGAUGAUGCUGUGGUAAUCUCCAUGGUCAUGAAUAAGUUUGAUGUAAAGCAUGUCUUAGUUGAUAAUGAAAGCUCAGCAAAUAUUUGUAUUAUAAUGCCUUCCAAAAAAUGGAAUGAUAGACAACCAGCUCCAGUGAAUGCUCCGCUGGUCGGAUUCACUGGAAACUCGGUCUCGGUUGAGGGCGAGACCCACCUACUUGUCACGGUCGGGCUCGCCCCUCGAGAGAGCACCGUGAGGAUGAAUUUUCUUGUGGUCCGUCUGCCCUCGGUCUACAACGUCAUUCUUGGACGACCAGGGCUCAACGCCUUCCAAGCCGUGGUCUCGAUGUACCAUCUGCUCAUGUGGUUUCCUACCGAACAAGGAGUAGGCGAAGCUCGUAGGGACCAAAUGAUAGCCAAGUAA